Messenger RNA from Neltuma alba, 384 nucleotides. Its product is annotated as acetylglutamate kinase, chloroplastic-like. Bases 1 to 384 code for a protein of 127 amino acids. Gene Ontology annotation, biological process: L-arginine biosynthetic process. Gene Ontology annotation, molecular function: acetylglutamate kinase activity. The record is from RefSeq and is a predicted model, not a curated record. The transcript has a single exon. Lineage: Eukaryota; Viridiplantae; Streptophyta; Magnoliopsida; Fabales; Fabaceae. Gene Ontology annotation, cellular component: chloroplast thylakoid.
AUGUCCAAAAACCCUAACAGCAAAACUUCUCAUCCAAACAGUUCCAAUCUCUCAUUCCAUUCCCUUCCCAAAUUCUCCGUCUCGGCCGUCACCCAUUUCGUCCAAAUCCCCACUCUUCCCAAUUCACUCACCUCCGAUCAACUUCGCUUUGAUGUUCUCUCCAAGUACCUCCCCUUCAUCCAAAAGUUUCGAGGAAAAACCAUUGCCGUCAAGUAUGGAGGAGCCGCCAUGAAGUCGCCGGAACUCCAAGGAUCCAUCAUCAGCGGCCUCGUUCUUCUCUCCCGUGUCGGUCUUCGCCCCGUACUGGUCCAUGUCUGUGGAUCAAAGAUAAACCAUUGGCUCAACCAUCUCAACAUUCAGGCAAUUUUUCGUGAUGACCUUUGA